Messenger RNA from Paramacrobiotus metropolitanus, 1913 nucleotides. RefSeq lists its product as uncharacterized. The record is from RefSeq and is a predicted model, not a curated record. NCBI's taxonomy places the organism in Eukaryota, Metazoa, Tardigrada, Eutardigrada, Parachela, Macrobiotidae. The transcript has 2 exons. The coding region runs from base 3 to 1862 and encodes 619 amino acids. Gene Ontology annotation, molecular function: oxidoreductase activity; copper ion binding.
UUAUGCAGAUUUAUUUAUAUUUUAUUGCGUCCGUUGUCUGUCAAUGGAUAUGUGUGCAGGCGGCUGCCAAUUAUUAUCCCGCCACGCCUCCUUCUGUCGUGGUACAUGAUGACACCUUCCGGCCGGAUAUUAUACUGCGGGUGUCCGGAGUGGUGCUGGCGGUAGCCGACUGUACGAGCCGGUAUUCCAGUGUGGUUAAUGGGACGGCGCCCGGUCCGACGUUGCGGUUCAAGGAGGGCGAUCGAGCGUGGAUACGGGUGUAUAAUGAUCAUGACAAUGAGAACACAACCAUACAUUGGCAUGGAUUAACCAUGCGCACAUCCCCGUUCUCAGACGGCACACCCAUGGCCAGUCAAUGGCCCAUCCCGCCCCAUCACUACUUCGACUACGAAUUCCAACUGCAACCCGGCGAUGCCGGCACCUACUUUUAUCACUCCCACGUCGGCUUCCAGGCCAUCACCGCCAGCGGCGUUCUGAUCGUGGACGAGGCCGAUGGCAAGAAACCUCCGUACGACUACGACGACGAACUGAUCAUCCUCUUCUCCGACGUCUACUUCCAGAACGACUCCUUCAUGUUGAACGAUUUAACCAGCCGUCCGUUCACGUGGAGCGGUGACCCGGAUAACGUGGCCGUCAACGGAAAAUCCCGCUCUCUUAACGCCACACAGGAGCAGCAAGGCUCUGGGUGUGAGAUGGCCGUGCUGGAUGUGGAGCCGAAUAAAGCCUACCGGGUGCGGUUUAUCGGGGGUACGGCGUUCUCUCAAGUAUACGUCGCGUUUGAGGAACACGCAUCGUUAGUACUGAUCGAGAUUGAUGGGAAGUACGUCAUGCCGCACGUGGUGGAUCAUUUAGAAGUUGUACCCGGACAACGUUACAGCGCUAUUCUGUUCACGAAAACUGUUCAAGAAUUAACGGGAGCCGAUGGAAAAAUCCGGGAUCGCUUCUGGGUACAACUGGAAACCCGGUCACCGGACAAUGAUACAACAGCGUACGCGAUUUUACAUUAUAAGGUUAACUCCAACCCGGUGGACACGUUCACACUGCCGGCAACGAAACCGUUGACCGUCGCUAGCGAAACCUUCACCGGUGGUUGGCUAGAGGAUAAAAUCCAGAUGUACUAUCCCGAUCCGGGGAAUCCAUUCCCGCGGCUGGAAGAGGUCACCCGGCGGAUCAUUGUCAACGUCCAGGAAAUUGUCACCAACGGGUCCAUGGGGAUCGGGGCGUUUUUCGAACAGUCCGGCUCGCCAUGGUUCGAAACGAUAACCAACACCAUGGAACCGUAUCUCGUGUCGUUAUACCGGAAUAACACGGCCAACUUCCCGAACUACGAGAGGGCGCUGGCCAACGGCGGUUUCGACCCGGUGACCAAGACCUUCCCGGCCAAAAUGGGGGAGGUCCUGGAGAUUGUGUGGUACCUGAUUGGGAAUAAUUUCACCGGGACGGUGGAGUCGCAUCCCUGGCAUAUGCACGGGGAUCAUUUUUACGACUGCGGUACCGGGAAUGGGACGUACGAUCCAGUGGCUAAUGAGGCGCUGCUGGUGGCGCGACAUGGGCGGAUCACGCGGCGGGAUACGUCGAAUAUAUACCGCCCGGCACCGUCGGACCAACAGACGUUGGGGCCGGGGGCGGUGUAUAGUUGGCGGGCCAUGCGCAUCCGGGUGCAGAAUCCCGGGGUGUGGAUGAUCCACUGCCACGCCCUGCAGCAUAUGAUUAUGGGCAUGCAGACGGUGUGGGUGUUCGGGGAUGUUAAUGAUGUCACACCGCUACCGAAGGAUUUAGUAGACGGGUAUUUUACGUUUGGUGGAGCGGCGUACGGGAAUGCCAGCCGUGCGCCACGGGUGCUGCAUUACUGGCAUGAUUAGAUUUUUGUGAAUGGCUGCUUUCUCUGUGAUUAUGACUCUUUAUGAGCAGUA